Molecule: messenger RNA, 4071 nt
Organism: Zalophus californianus (California sea lion)
Lineage: Eukaryota; Metazoa; Chordata; Mammalia; Carnivora; Otariidae
Gene: PCSK7
Product: proprotein convertase subtilisin/kexin type 7
Exons: 17
Coding region: 636-3014 (792 amino acids)
Biological process (GO): protein processing
Cellular component (GO): Golgi membrane; trans-Golgi network
Molecular function (GO): serine-type endopeptidase activity
Source: RefSeq, a predicted model, not a curated record
GUAGCCCCCUAACGUACGAGUGGACCCUCCCGGGGAUGCGGGGUGGAAGAGGGAGGCGACGGAGAGAAGGAAGGAGACCCGGCGGAGGGAGGAGCCCCUCUGGGAAGGUCCCAGGGAGAGUCGGGGCCAUGGCGAUCAGAGAGAGAAGAGGAACGAGGUGUUUUUAAAAAGGUCGCAACCGAGACGCCCUUUCCAGAGGACGCCAUGAAGGGCAAGACCGUCCCUCCGGGCAGGAAGCCAGUUGAGGACUCCCUGACAACUCGGGGCGGUGGGGCCAGGCGAGCGGAGCCCAGCACGCCCUCACGCCCCUCUCCCGGCGGAGGAUGCCCGGAGCGGGCGGCCGCCUAGCGCGGGUUGCUCCGGGCCGCUUAUCCGGGCCGGGGCCCCGCCGCUGAUUGGCUGCGCCGCCGGGCGGAAGUGAUGCUACUGUCACUGGCUCCCCGGGCUCCCGGGAAGCCGCGAGUUUCCGCAGGGAGGCGGCGGCGGCAGCUGCGGCCGGGCCGGUCUGCAGUCUGUGCUCAGAGCCAACAUUCCUCAGUGAAAGUGAUGCCUUUUCUCCAUUUGCACAAAAUGAGCGUGAGGUGGUUAGCUAGACCAGGAGCUCAGCCUCACACAGAGUCCAGCCUACUGCUCUGAUGCCGAAGGGGAGGCAGAGAGUGCCAAACUUGGAUGCCCCCCUGGGUGUCCCCGCCUGCCUCUGGCUGGAGUUGGCCGGGCUCUUCUUGCUGGUUCCCUGGGUCAUGGGCCUGGCAGGGACAGAUGGGCCCGGAGCGCAGGGCCCAGGGGGGCUAAGCUGGGCCGUGCACCUGGACAGCUUGGAAGGCGAGGGGCCGGAAGAGACCCUGGAGCAGAAGGCAGAUGCCCUGGCCCGGGCAGCAGGGCUGCUGAACGCUGGGCGCAUCGGGGAGCUCCAGGGGUACUACCUCCUCGUCCAGCCGGCCGGGCAGCAGCGGGAGUGGCCAGCGGAGGCUGUCCGGCGGCGGGCGGAGACUGUGUUAGCUGGGCACGAAGCUGUGCACUGGCACUCGGAGCAGAGGCUGCUCAAGCGGGCCAAGCGCAGCGUCCACUUCAAUGACCCCAAGUACCCGCAGCAGUGGCACCUGAAUAACCGGCGGAGCCCUGGCAGGGACAUCAACGUGACAGGUGUGUGGGAACGCAAUGUCACAGGGCGAGGGGUGACCGUGGUGGUGGUGGAUGACGGAGUGGAGCACACCAUCCAGGACAUCGCACCCAACUACAGCCCUGAGGGCAGCUAUGACCUCAACUCCAAUGACCCUGACCCUAUGCCACACCCGGAUGUGGAGAAUGGCAACCACCAUGGCACGAGGUGUGCGGGAGAGAUUGCCGCAGUGCCCAACAACAGCUUCUGUGCGGUCGGAGUGGCGUAUGGGAGCCGCAUAGCAGGUAUCCGGGUACUGGACGGGCCCCUCACGGACAGCAUGGAGGCCGUGGCGUUCAACAAGCACUACCAGAUCAACGACAUCUACAGCUGCAGCUGGGGACCUGAUGAUGAUGGGAAGACAGUGGAUGGCCCCCAUCAGCUUGGAAAGGCUGCCUUGCAACAUGGGGUGAUUGCUGGCCGCCGGGGCUUUGGGAGCAUCUUUGUGGUGGCCAGCGGCAACGGGGGCCAGCACAACGACAACUGCAACUAUGACGGCUACGCCAACUCCAUCUACACCGUCACCAUAGGUAGCGGCCUGGCGGGCGCUGUGGACGAGGAGGGACGGAUGCCUUUCUAUGCCGAGGAGUGUGCCUCCAUGCUGGCGGUCACCUUCAGUGGUGGGGACAAGAUGCUCCGGAGCAUCGUGACCACUGACUGGGACCUUCAGAAGGGCACAGGCUGCACCGAGGGUCACACAGGGACCUCCGCCGCAGCGCCCCUGGCGGCGGGCAUGAUAGCCCUGAUGCUGCAGGUGCGGCCCUGCCUCACGUGGCGUGAUGUCCAGCACAUCAUUGUCUUCACAGCCACCCAGUACGAGGACCGCCGUGCCGAUUGGGUCACCAACGAGGCCGGCUUCAGCCACAGCCACCAGCACGGAUUUGGCCUGCUCAAUGCCUGGAGACUCGUUAACGCGGCCAAGAUCUGGACCUCUGUCCCUUACUUAGCUUCCUAUGUCAGCCCUGUGUUAAAAGAGAACAAGGCUAUCCCGCUGUCCCCCCACUCGCUGGAGGUCCUGUGGAAUGUCAGCAGGACGGACCUGGAGAUGUCGGGGCUGAAGACGCUAGAGCAUGUGGCAGUGACCGUCUCCAUCACUCAUCCACGACGCGGCAGCUUGGAACUGAAACUGUUUUGCCCCAGUGGCAUGAUGUCCCUUAUCGGCGCCCCCCGCAGCAUGGACUCAGAUCCCAAUGGCUUCAAUGAUUGGACCUUCUCCACUGUGCGGUGCUGGGGGGAAAGAGCGAAGGGGACUUACAGACUCGUGGUCAGGGAUGUAGGAGACGAGCUGCUCCGGGCUGGGACCCUCCGGCAGUGGCAGCUGACCCUCUACGGCUCUGUGUGGAGUCCAGUGGACAUCAGGGACAGGCAGAGGCUGUUAGAAAGUGCCAUGAGUGGAAAAUACCUGCAUGAUGGCUUCACUCUGCCCUGCCCUCCGGGGCUGAAAAUCCCUGAGGAGGACGGUUACACCAUCACCCCUAACACCCUCAAGACUCUGGUGCUGGUGGGCAGUUUUACCAUCUUCUGGACCCUUUACUACAUGCUGGAAAUAUACCUGAGCCAGAGGAAUGUGGCUUCUCACCGAGUUUGUAGGAAUGGACCCUGCCACUGGCCCCAACGAAGCCAAAAAGCCAGGGAGGAGGGGACAGAACUAGAAUCGGCGCCACUUUACAGCAGCAAGGAUCCAGAUGGAGUGGAGACAGAAAGUGAGGGCCCUCCCACCACCUCUGAUCUCCUUGCCCCAGACCUGCUGGAUCGAGGGGCCUGGGGCCUGUCCCAGGACAGGAGUACCCUGAACUGCCCUCAUCAUCACCUAGCCCCAGACCUGUUGCAGGGGAAAGAGGAGCAGAUUUGCUGACGCAAGGCCCAACAGGCUCGACAUGGAAUAGGUUCUUCCUUCCCAAAGCCGGGGAAGCCUGGAAGGCUGCUCCGAAGUCCCGGGAGCUCUGGAGAGAAGGCAGCCCUGAUGCUAACGUCAGGAAUCCACAGGCCGAAAGAGCACCCUCUGACUACGCUCAGGAAGGGCGAAGGCCUUAAUACGCCGUGACAGAGGAAUCGUGCCGGAGAAUAGUGUGGCCACGCCACUGGAUCUUCCUCCGACUGAACAGGAGCUUCUGGUGAGAAGGUCUUGGACAAGGGCUCGCCGCCCCCCACCCCACAAUUGGGCAGGCCUGCCUCCUCGUUUCUCCUGGGCAAGCUGGUGAUGUGGGUCAUGGGGACAGGGUGGGGCAGGGCCUGCUAUGGCCAGAAGAGCCUUUCCACAGAAACGUCACCAGGGUCCCUCGGGAAGAGGGCUCGGGGUGAAGGCUGGGAAGAGCCCGUGGAUAUUCGCCUGUCCUGUUAAUGACCCAGGACCUAGAAACUGCAGGCUUUUCCUCUCCCUCCCUCCCGUUUCUGCCUCCGCCUGGAACCUCAGACCUACCGGUACGGCAGUUAGCCCUCAGCCUAGCACACCCGCCCUGAGAGCAGCUGCCUCCCUGAGCCCUGAUCAGAAGCCAACCGUGAACACACCCCUGAUUCCUUCACCAUCGCCCCCCACCCUCCAUCCUGAAGGAUCGGUACGAUGCUCCUGGCAAAGCCGCGGAUGGGCGCGGCUCCCCGGGGCCUGCACGGCUUCACUAGGUGGGUCUGCAGCAGGACUAUGACGGGGGUCAGCCACUGCCACUCCAGCCCUGUGACCACCGUGUCUUCCUCUGCAAAGCGCUCAGGGAAAUGGCCUUACCCGCUAGAGGCCAGCCGUCUGCCUGACCGGCUGGGACUCCUCCCGGCCUGGGCCUCCUCCCCUCUUCUGAGCUAGUUGGUUGAUCUAAAGAAAUUUUUUUUUUUAACGCUUAAGAUUUGGGUUUCUCUUUUCACAGCAACAUUUGGUUGAAUGUUUUUCUGCACAGCUUUUCCAAAAUAAAAACCUUCCACGC